Colletes gigas is the source of this 1335-nucleotide messenger RNA. Its product is annotated as mesocentin-like. The coding region runs from base 1 to 1335 and encodes 444 amino acids. The transcript is spliced from 4 exons. The record is from RefSeq and is a predicted model, not a curated record. Gene Ontology annotation, molecular function: calcium ion binding. Lineage: Eukaryota; Metazoa; Arthropoda; Insecta; Hymenoptera; Colletidae.
AUGAGACUAGCAUUAUACGCGUUUUUCCAUUUGUACGUGAAUUAUGCAUCUCCUUGGACGGAGAACACGACGUUGCCAAUUACAGCGUCGACGGCAGAGAUCGCCGAGGUGAAAACGCCGAGAGAGGAGGUGGGGGAGAUCGAACCCGUAGCAAUGACGGUACAGGUUAUGGAUCCCAACAUAAAAAUAACCGACGUGCCCGACAUGGACGAAGACACCGAGGCCUGGGACGCAAACUGGGACAAGAACAAGGCCAUACGAGACGUCGCGUAUUACAUUCGAGCACACAAAUUUCAGGACUUCGACCGACGUUAUUACAGAAGGCUCGAGGAUUCGCCAAGCAGAUUUUACGAAGUAUUCCCGAAACCACCUUUGAGGUCUUUGCAUUGGGAAGUGCGCAGACAUUGCGAUGCGAGCUUCAUCGGGUGCCUGAAAUAUCUCGAAAGGACUAUUAAGCUCACUGCCCUACGGCGAAAAGACGACACCAUCACGAUCAUGAAAGAACAGAAAUGGAAUCUUGUGAACAAUACCAAACAGCUCUUGUCCGUUCAAAGGGACUGUCAGAUGGCCCAGAGGCGUGACAAUCUAACCAUGGUUCCCUUUCAAGGUCCAAUAGAACGAUUCCAGUGGCGCACUACCGCGAGUUAUUACAUGUGUUGGUACACGAUGCUCGGUGUGCCAGAGUUGAGCAUUUUCGGAGAGUCUUGCGGCAAUCACGCAAACUGCCAGAUCGAAUACGGAGCCGACAACGGGGAUCCCCGAGCCGACGACACGAAGCCGUAUGCCUGCGCGCUUUAUAGUUUCUGCCCCGAUCAUUGUUGUCCCAUGAGGCAUAUCCGGUACAUCACGGAUUGCUACCAUACGCCGUUCAAUCCUUGCUACGCUGGGAACUCUCCAUCGCACAGAACAUGCACGUUGGAUCGGCAGGAGAAUCAAGACUUUCUUAGUUUGAUAGCCAAUCGAAUAAACAUCAGCUGUUAUUGUCGCGAAACUGGCUACGAAUGGUCCUCCAGAUUCGGUAUUUGCGUCGACGUGAACGAGUGCACGCGAGGACAGCAUGAUUGCGUGUCAGAAAACGAAGUGUGCAUCAAUAUGCCGGGAAGUUAUCAGUGCGUUUGCAAAUUCGGAUACGUUUACGAUCCACAACAGAGAUCGUGCAUCCUCAAUUCUGCUAUGGAAGAACUGUUCUCAGCGAGCAAGACCGAGGACAACGUCACGAAGACAAAGGCCAUCAUCGAGACGAUCAUGAAAACGAUUACGCGGUCGACUGGUAAUCGUCUCGCGAACGAUCAUGUUAUUCUUCUUACGACAAUUUUCACCGUCAAUAUUUUAUAA